CCCCUCUCGGUUGAGGCUAGAUCCAACCUCCUCUCUCCUCCUUACACGGCAGCGGCAGCAGCAGUUGCAGCAGCUGGGAGUCGCUGUGACUGUACACACCCCUCUUCCAGCCCACAGACAGGGGAGCGCCGCACGCAGCACGCCCAGCGACAACUCCCCGCACACACACAGCCCAGCAAGUCACCACCCGCCUGUGCCAGCAUGUCGGACCCGGGGACCGAGCACCAGGGCGCCAGCUGCAUGAGCCUGGUCUUAGCCUAUGUGCGCACCAGGAAGGGGAUCAUCCUGGCAGCAGAGAUAGCCUUCUGCAUCGUCAUCCUGAUCUGUUACGCCGCCUCAAGAUAUCCUGGAUACCUUGGACUUGCUAUAACAGAACUCAUAUUUUGCCUCAUCAUUUUUUUCAUCUAUGCCCUUAAAUAUGACCAGCAGUUCGCUGUCAUUCACUGGGGCUGGACGGAUUUUAUACGUGCCGCCAUCGGCUCCGGCCUCCUCAUUAUUCUGUCCUUAGUGUGCCUAAUCCGUGGUAGUGAUGGUCCUGGUAUAGCUGGAUCGGUCUUUGGGCUUCUAGCAGGGAUCCUAUUCGGUUAUGACGCUUUUAUCACGUUUCCACCGCUGAGGAAGACACACACACAAGCUGCGACUGAGUCUCCGGAUAAUAUCUAACGCUCAGCCCUGAACGGGAGAGAUCCCAACGCCUCACACAAGCUACAAGCCAACAACAUGCCUCUGCCCACCCUGUGCAGCUGUCCUGGAGACGAGGAAACGGGCGGCAUAGGGAGUGUUGGGCCACAGUGGACGAUGACUCCGUGUACACAUAUAAGUGUGUAAUGUAACAGUAGAUUAAUGGGUGACAGUGUUCAUGCUAAUUUGAUGGAUGGGAAACUGUGUAUGUGUGCUAGUUUGUGUCCGCUAACUACCGUGGGUCCACUAAGGUUAGAUGUUUUACUGUAAAAUCCUUGAGCUUUUUUUUAAUACUGUUGUCACAACACCAAUAAACAUAUUAAUAUCA
Molecule: messenger RNA, 1009 nt
Organism: Pseudophryne corroboree (corroboree frog)
Lineage: Eukaryota; Metazoa; Chordata; Amphibia; Anura; Myobatrachidae
Gene: PLP2
Product: proteolipid protein 2
Exons: 5
Coding region: 202-663 (153 amino acids)
Cellular component (GO): membrane
Source: RefSeq, a predicted model, not a curated record